This is a messenger RNA of Neoarthrinium moseri, 1116 nucleotides long. RefSeq lists its product as uncharacterized. Gene Ontology annotation, molecular function: transmembrane transporter activity. Lineage: Eukaryota; Fungi; Ascomycota; Sordariomycetes; Amphisphaeriales; Apiosporaceae. Gene Ontology annotation, cellular component: plasma membrane. The record is from RefSeq and is a predicted model, not a curated record. The transcript is spliced from 6 exons. Gene Ontology annotation, biological process: transmembrane transport. The coding region runs from base 1 to 1116 and encodes 371 amino acids.
AUGGGUUUCGGUAUUGUAUCAGUCUGCCAAGGCCUUGUGCAGAACUACUCUGGACUUUUGGCAACAAGAUUUUUCCUGGGCUUGUUUGAGACAGGAAUGUUUCCGGGUUGCUUCUAUUUGCUAGGCAUGUGGUAUAGGCGCAGUGAAGCACAGAAGCGUUACAGUCUGUUCUUCUCAUCCACGAGUCUCGCAGGAGCCUUCGGCGGACUGCUGGCGUCCGCAAUAGGCAAGAUGGACGGAGUCGCCGGAUAUCAUGGUUGGCGGUGGAUCUUCAUUCUUGAAGGGUGCCUCACAGUUGUGGUUGCGUUCAUCUUCUUCUUCACGUUCCCAUCCUUCCCUGAACAAGCCCUCUGGCUCCAAGAAGACGAGCGUAAUUAUGUCAAGGCCCGACUGCAAGCAGAUCAAGGACGCAGUGCCGCCGAACGCAAAGUCGGCUUCCGAGAUGCCUUGACAGUCAUGAAGGACUAUCGCGUUUGGCUCGGUGGCUUGAUGUAUUUUGGCUUGAUUGUCCCGGCGUACGGGUACGCUUUCUUUGCACCACAAAUCAUCAAAACGUACAAUUACGACGCAAUCCAAACCCAGCUGCACUCUGUGCCUCCUUGGGCCGUUUCAUUCUGCUUCUCACUUAUCAUCGCCGCCUUUUCGGACUGGUUCCGGCACCGUGCUGCUUUCGCUAUUGUUCCACUUUGCCUUUCCAUUACCGGCUUUGGCAUUCUCUUGUCGGUCCAUAAUAACACCAACCUUCAAUAUGGCGCGCUAUUCUUGGUUGUUAUGGGGACGUACGGCGCGAUGCCCAUCAUUGUCUGCUGGUUCAACAUGAAUCUAGGUGGGCACCACAGACGGUCGAUUGGAACUGCCUGGCAGGUUGGUUUCGGAAACAUUGGCGGCAUCAUUGCCACCUACGCCUUCCUGGACACGGACGCUCCAUAUUACAGAAAGGGAUAUGCCAUCUCUAUCGCCUUCACCGCGCUAAGUGGGUGUGCCUCAGUCGCUUAUCUCGCCGCUUUGAUGAUCGAGAACAGAAGGAGAGCCAAGUCCGUCAGGAAUGUUGGGUUAUCAGAAUACGAGAAGACGGAACUUGGAGAUCUGAACCCUGAGUUCAAGUACAUGUUGUAG